Molecule: messenger RNA, 1543 nt
Organism: Cucumis melo (muskmelon)
Lineage: Eukaryota; Viridiplantae; Streptophyta; Magnoliopsida; Cucurbitales; Cucurbitaceae
Exons: 1
Coding region: 94-1287 (397 amino acids)
Source: RefSeq, a predicted model, not a curated record
AACUCACUCACUCACUCUCUUCGCCUCUGCUUUUUUCUUUCAUCACUUAAAAAGCUCCGAAAGAUCGAAGAAGAAGAAGAAGAAGAAGCAUCAAUGGGCUGUGUAUCAUCAAAACUCUACCGGAAGGAUCUUCAGAGGGACAUCAUCGUCAACAAUGGAGGCGAGUAUCUCAACCACGUCGUCUCUCUCACAUCCAGCACUUACGGCGUUCUCAAUCUCGACGCCGAUCAGAAAUCGAAGGAGUUAGUUUUAGAGACGACGAAGAAGUCGCCGCCUCGGGAAGAACCAGAAGUGAUUAACGCUUGGGAGUUAAUGGACGGCUUAGAAGAAGGAAUUCCGAUUGCAAAUCGGGGCAAAAAAAGCCCUAAAACCAGAGUUUUUCUUCGCGGGUUGGCUGAUUUCGAUCGAAGAAGUCCGUUGAAGUUCUUUAAUCAAAUAGGCACUCCGAAGAAGGCGAUGAAGUCCGGCGGUAAGGAGAAUCGUGGCCGAGUGAAUGGCGUUGGACGAUUGGAUUACAGUCCGAAAGAGAUUCUGAAAGUGAACAACUCGUCGAAAGUUUCCCCCAAGUCUGCCCUGAAAUUGACCGUUCCAGUGAAGAGUACACCCAUUUCCGCGAGAAGGCAGAGUUUUGGAAGCGAUUCGGGGCUUUUAUCGGCUCGAAGAAGGAGUUUGAGUCCAUUGUUCGAUCCAGAGCUCGUAGCAUCUUACGAGAGACAAUUAACCGAAGAAGGAGAACAAAUCAAGAGAAUAGUUUCAGAGACGCCGAAGUCUAAGGCAGCGAGACAUUUUCAAGAAUCAGAAACCGCUUUAAAACAUUUCGAGGAACUGUGUCCUCCCGGUGGCGAAACUUCCGUCGUGAUCUACACGACGACGCUUCGAGGAAUCAGAAAGACAUUCGAAGACUGCAACAAGGUUCGAUCAAUCGUCGAAUCCUACGGCAUUCACGUGGUGGAGCGAGACGUGUCGAUGGAUUCCGGUUUCAAAGAGGAUUUGAGGGCAUUAAUGGGGAGCAAGGAGGUGAAAGUUCCGGCGUUGUUUGUGAAGGGGAGGCUGAUCGGAGGGGCAGCGGAGGUGUUGAAAAUGGAGGAGGAGGGGAAAUUGGGGGUUCUGUUUGAGGGGAUUCCGACGGCGGCCGGCAGUGGGUGUGAAGGAUGCGGGGGCAUGAGAUUUGUAAUGUGUUUGGAUUGCAAUGGAAGCUGUAAGGUUUUGGAUCAAACGAAGAAGAAGACGACUAAAUGUGGUGAGUGCAAUGAAAAUGGGUUGAUUCGGUGUCCUAUUUGUUCUUGAAAUUUCAAUUCGGGGAGGAAAAAAAAGGAUUUCCCUUUUUAUUCUAUUUUAUUUUAGUUUAAUUUUAGCAUUGAUAGAAAUGGGUUUUAAAGUUAGUUUUAGGACCUGACAACCUGUGUGUGUUUUUGUGUGGGUUUGAUUUGUUUGUAUUAAUAUUUGAUGAUGUGUACUAUUAGUGAAACUAAUUCAUCCUAACACGAUGAUUUAUUAAUGAUUUUUAAUAUUGUUUUUAAAGAAGAUUUUUAUAUUCUUUUAA